Molecule: messenger RNA, 1032 nt
Organism: Nakaseomyces glabratus
Lineage: Eukaryota; Fungi; Ascomycota; Saccharomycetes; Saccharomycetales; Saccharomycetaceae
Gene: DFM1
Product: Dfm1p
Biological process (GO): endoplasmic reticulum unfolded protein response
Cellular component (GO): Hrd1p ubiquitin ligase ERAD-L complex; endoplasmic reticulum membrane
Molecular function (GO): ubiquitin-specific protease binding; misfolded protein binding
Source: RefSeq, a predicted model, not a curated record
AUGGCCGGUAAUAUACAUUCAUUGGGAAACACCACACCUAGAAAUGGUAAUGGACCUUCCUCAGAAGGACCAGCAACGUUCUCUUCUUUCUGGUACAGUGUGCCACCUGUUUCAAGAUGGUUGGUUACGUGCUGUAUAACAGUGAAUACGUUAUGUCACUUGCACCUGAUUGGUUAUCAACACUUCGCGUUUACUUGGUUUCAAACGUUUCAAAGGUUGCAGAUAUGGAGAAUGCUGUUCUCUUCACUAAUCCUGCCUGCAAACUUGAUGCCUGCAUUGAUGGAAGGUUACAACCUUUACGUUAGAAGCACUGAGUUGGAGCAAGGGUUCUACUAUAGCUCAAAGAGAAUAAGUCUAAGCUCGCACAAUUUCGCCUUUUAUCUGUUCUCAUGUCUGGUGGUAAUGACCACAAUAGCUGGCUUCUUAUUCGGCACUAUGGUUCCUCUAUACUUGACGUCUGCAUUCACUGCAUGCCUGACGUACACAUGGUCUCUGUACAAUACUGAUAAGAAGGUCAUGUUCUAUGGACUAAUACCAGUAUGGGGUCGUUACUUCCCAGUCUUACAACUAUUCACAGGGUUUGUGUUGGGUUCAAGAUUUGAUUUCUACUUGUCUUUGAUCGGUAUUAUAGCGGCAUACAUUUACAAUUGUGUUGACACCUGGACGUUAGGUCCACUAUAUGGACUACUAAUCAAGACCAAUGUGGCCAACUAUGGAUACGAGCCAAGAGGAAAAGUGCAAGCACCAGGUUGGUUCAUCAAGAUUUAUAACUUAUUCAGUGGUGAGACCACACCAUCAAUUGUGACUGAUGGUAAUAUACUAAAAAGCACGGGAAUAAGUUCGAUCCUGAAGACAGGUGGACAAAGAUUAGGUACAAGAACAGAAGGUGAUAACCCAUCACCUUCAUUGGCUGGCCAGUCUGCCUCAAUUAGGUCUUCUUCUUCAGUGAGGACUUCUGGUGCUUCAAGAACCCAGACAAGUAUGGGAUCCAGAAUGUUCCCAGGAAAGGGCAAGAGGGUUGGAGAUGACUAG